Messenger RNA from Rangifer tarandus platyrhynchus (Svalbard reindeer), 309 nucleotides. Lineage: Eukaryota; Metazoa; Chordata; Mammalia; Artiodactyla; Cervidae. The record is from the annotation of a GenBank genome assembly.
AUGGCGCGGGCCGAGAGCGCGCCGAGGUCGCGGGGCCGCGCACGCCGGACGGGGCGGGGCCUGAGGGGCCGGGUUCGCAAACUGAGAGGUGCGGGACGCUGGGGAGUGAGCUGGCCCGGGACUCGCCGACCCGCAGCACGCGGGGUGUCUUCGCUGUUCUGCCCCGGGCAAGGAGCACUGCUUUGCGAGCUGAGAGAGCGCUGCGGGGGAGAGGAGCGGCCAGACGAGGAGUCCCGCGUCCGAAGUCCGGAUCGGAAGCAUGCGGAGGAUUCGGCCCUUAGAAGAUGCAGGGCGGGCGUUACCUGCUGA